CCGCCUCCGCCAAUAAACGUGCGCAGAGCUCAGCGUCUCUGGGUUGCCAUAGUAUCGCGCGGUUCCGCCGCCGCCGAGUUCCGGCCGCGCCGCGCCCGCGCUGUCGCGUUCCGGUGCCGAGCGGGCCCCCGCCAUGGCGCUCGCCGGGCGGCGCGACGCGCCCGAGCCGCCGGACUUCGGCAUCCUGAAGCGGCUGGCGCGGGACCAGCUCGUCUACCUGCUGGAGCAGCUGCCCGGGAAGAAGGACCUGUUCAUCGAGGCCGACCUGAUGAGCCCCCUGGACCGCAUCGCCAACGUGUCCAUCCUGAAGCAGCACGACGUGGACAAGCUGUACAAGGUGGAGAGCCGGCCGGGGCCCGGCGCCAGCGACCAGUUCUGCUUCCUGGUGCGGCCGCGGGUCCGGACCAUGCGGCUCAUCGCCGAUAUUGUCAACGCUGACAAGAUGUCGGGCAGGAGCAGGAAGUACAAAAUCAUCUUCAGCCCCCAGAAGUUCUGUGCCUGUGAGAUGGUGCUGGAGGAAGAGGGGGUCUUUGGAGAUGUCACCUGCGAUGAAUGGUCCUUCUACCUGCUGCCCCUGGAUGAGGACAUCAUUAGCAUGGAGCUGCCCGAGUUCUUCCGUGACUACUUCCUGGAGGGAGAUCACCGCUGGAUCAACCCCGUGGCCAGGGCCCUGCAGCUGCUGAGCUCCCUCUACGGCCCCUUUGGGAGGACGUACGGCAUCGGCCGCUGUGCCAAGAUGAGCUACGAGCUGUGGCGGGACUUGGAGGAAGAGAGCGACAGCGAAGGGCAGGGCAGGAAGCCUGAGAUUGGGCACGUCUUCCUCAUGGACAGAGACACCGACUACGUGACAGCACUCUGCUCCCAAGUGGUCUACGAGGGGCUCGUGGACGACACCUUCCGCAUCAAGUGUGGCAGCGUGGAUUUUGGGCCAGAUGUCACCUCUUCUGACAAGAGUAUCAAAGUGCUGCUCAAUUCCCAGGACCAAGUGUUCAGCCAGAUCCGCAACGAGCACUUCUCCAGCGUCUUUGGCUUCCUCAGCCAGAAGUCACGGAACCUGCAGGCGCAGUACGACCGGCGCCGGGGCAUGGACAUCAAGCAGAUGAAGGACUUCGUGUCGCAGGAGCUGAAGGGACUGAAGCAGGAGCAUCGCCUGCUGAGCCUGCAUAUUGGUGCCUGUGAGUCUAUCAUGAAAAAGAAAACCAAGCAGGACUUCCAAGAGACCAUCAAGGCUGAACACGCACUGCUGGAGGGCUUUGACAUCCGUGAGAGCACCAGCUUCAUCGAAGAGCACAUCGACCGGCAGGUGUCCCCCGUCGAGAGCCUGCGCCUCAUGUGCCUCCUGUCCCUCACGGAAAACGGUCUCAUCCCCAAGGACUACCGCUCCCUGAAAACGCAGUACCUGCAGAGCUACGGGCCCGAGCACUUGCUGACCUUCCACAACCUCAAGCGCGUCGGGCUGCUGACCGAGCAGGCAGCUGGGGAGACCCUGACAGCCGUGGAGAGCAAAGUCAGCAAGCUGGUGACAGACCGUGCUGCGGGAAAGAUCACAGAUGCCUUCAGUUCUUUGGCCAGGAAGAGUAAUUUCCGAGCCAUAAGCAAGAAGCUGGGGUUGAUCCCUCGGCUGGAUGGCGAGUAUGACCUCAAAAUGCCUCGGGACAUGGCGUAUGUUUUUGGCGGGGCCUAUGUGCCCCUGAGCUGCAAGAUCAUCGAGCAGGUGCUGGAGCGCCGCGGCUGGCAGGGCCUGGAGGAGGUGCUGCGUCUGCUCAACGGCAGCGAGUUCUCCGCGGCAGACAGCGCCGCCGAGGACAGCGCCGCCGGCGAGAGCCAGCGCGUCGUGCUCGCCGUCUUCCUGGGGGGCUGCACCUUCUCCGAGAUCGCGGCCCUCCGCUUCCUGGGCAAGGAGAGAGGCUGCAAGUUCAUCUUCCUGACCACGGCCAUCACCAACAGCGCCCGCAUGAUGGAGGCCAUGAUCGAGGCCAAGGCCUGAACCGCAGGGCCCGAGGGCAGCCUGCCAGUAAAGAUUGUGCUGACAAUGA
Pyrgilauda ruficollis (rufous-necked snowfinch) is the source of this 2036-nucleotide messenger RNA. It is a transcript of the gene VPS33B, whose product is annotated as VPS33B late endosome and lysosome associated. The transcript has 23 exons. Gene Ontology annotation, biological process: vesicle-mediated transport; intracellular protein transport. NCBI's taxonomy places the organism in Eukaryota, Metazoa, Chordata, Aves, Passeriformes, Passeridae. Gene Ontology annotation, cellular component: lysosome; CORVET complex. Bases 134 to 1987 code for a protein of 617 amino acids. The record is from RefSeq and is a predicted model, not a curated record.